This is a messenger RNA of Lactuca sativa (garden lettuce), 1468 nucleotides long. Its product is annotated as altered inheritance of mitochondria protein 32. The record is from RefSeq and is a predicted model, not a curated record. Lineage: Eukaryota; Viridiplantae; Streptophyta; Magnoliopsida; Asterales; Asteraceae.
AAAUGAUAAAAAGCCUUUUUUGAAAACCAAAAUCCAUUAACAUCUCAGCCGUUCCCUUGCCCUCCAAGUUUAUCCAACUCCCUCUCUAUACCUCCUCCUCCGUUCGCCGUCGAUACCUAUUCCGGCAUGGCCGCCGCUUUAGAGAACGGUACCGUUGAUAUUUCUACUGAAGCUGUGGUGGUCGAUGAUGACGUCAAGUUCGGAUUCCAAAGGCAGGAGAUGUACACCGAGAAUCUCUCCGGAUCAGUCCAUCCUUACGAACGUCACGUUUUCCUUUGCUACAAGACUCGCGAAGACUGGCCUGCUCGUGUUGAAUCCUCCGACUCGGAUCUGCUCCCUAAGCGACUUGCUGGAGCUAUCAAGGAGCGCAAGAACGAUAUCGCUGUUAAGACUCUGAUGACGAUAUUCGAGGGCGGUGCUGCUACUGGUUUGUCAGAUGGAGAUGUUUUGAUUUUUCCUGAUAUGAUCAAGUACAGGGGUUUGGAAGAAUCAAACGUUGAUAGUUUUGUGGAGGAAGUGAUUGUGAAUGGAAAACCAUGGGCUUCAGGAACACCGGAGGUAGUGACAGGUUCAUACGUAUUUGUGUGUGCUCAUAGCAGUCGAGAUAAAAGAUGUGGUGUUUGUGGGCCAGCUUUAAUUGAAAAGUUCAAUGAAGAGAUUGAAGUUAGGGCAUUGAAGGAUCAGGUGUUUGUGAGUGCUUGCUCACAUGUUGGAGGACAUAAGUAUGCAGGGAACUUGAUAAUAUAUAGUUCAGUUGAAGAUGGAAAAGUGUCUGGACAUUGGUAUGGUUAUGUUACCCCAAAUGAUGUGGCUGAAUUGCUUGACCAACAUAUCAAGAAGGGUGAGAUCAUUGAAAGGAUUUGGAGGGGUGAAAUGGGUGUUCCUCCAGUUGAGAAAGCUGACAAGGCAGUUGAAAAGUCACUACCAAAUGGAAAUGAUUCAAAGGUGAAUGGGAAAGAUGAUGAGAAGGAAAACACUGGAGGCUGUUGUCAAGGUGCUAAUGGGUUCUCAUGCUGCAGAGAUGAAAGCUCAGGGCCAAAAAAGUCAACUUUUAAUGUUAAUUUUUUUACAAAAAAAUGGGAGCAGCAUGAGAUGUUUACAGCUGCUGCUGUAGUUGGAGCGGUUGCAACUGUUGCUGUGGCUUAUAGCCUUUAUAAAAGGUCACGUUGAGGUUAGAAACUUAGAAUUAAGUAUCUUAAUCAACAUACACAAAAAAAAAGAGUUAAAAAGUCUACGUGGUUUAUUACAUACAGAAACCUAAUAUUUGGUUUUGGUAUUAUAUUACUUUACAUUACAAUAUAUACCCUGUUUGUAAGGGUGGGAACUACUACUAGCAUCUGUGUGGUAUUUUGAUGAUCCUGUUUUGCUAGUUUUGUUUUCAACCUCUUGAUGAUACCAAGCUACACAAGUUGUAUGACUAUGAAUGAAUAAAUGGUAUACGGAUAUUAAAGAGGGGUUUCCGAGAUGA